AUGUCUGCACGGUUAUCCUCGGCUUUCAAGCACGCAAUUUUAAACUGCGUUAGAUCGCUAUUCAAUGUUCUAAUUGGCAGAUCAGUUGCACUGUCUAAAAACCUCGUAGGAGAGCAUCAUAUGUUCAUGUUUUUCGCCUAUCCCCUGGUGACACCGCGUAGCAGGCAUAUGCUCUUCUUUGUUGUCUUUCCUCUAAGCCAAACCAUUUUGCCGAAUUCGACGACCUUAUUAGACUCUCCUUUCCAGAUUUCUGUCUUUAAAAUUAAUACGUACCUCAAGAAAGGUCUCAAAGUCUGUGACAGUGAUGACGCGACCUAUAGCGUUACCGGUUUUUCUGAUGCAGUUUGCCCAUGCUCCAACACAAUACUUGUACUCGGUACGUGUCUGAAAGACUCAAGAAAAUUGUCUGCCCUUGCUAUAGCUGAUGCCCAACUAGGUUUCCUAACAACCGAACCAGUUGAAAGCUACUUUGGUUUACCAGUCUAUACCUAUUAUGGAGCCGAUUACUUCACGCACAUUGCAGUCGAUGCUCGAGUUAAAGCACUGGAUGGCCGGUACUACGAUUUAUUAUACGUUUCUACGAGUCAAGGACAGAUUUUUAAGAUUGUCAAUUUUGAAGGGUCAAGGGCUGAAAACAAACAGCAUUACUGCAAAUACAAACUCCACGUCGCAAAGACAGCUAGCGCGCAUCGUGUCACUGAUAAAGCUCUUUUAAUUUCCCUUUCUCCCUCUCCCUCCGCUCCUAAUUUCGGGAACGUGUUCCCAAUAUAUGCACUUAGCACGCAGCGCAGUUCAGCUUACCGUAAAGAACCAAUUAACACGAUGUUCUUAUACAAAAGGAAGUUUCAUAAAGGUCUUUUAAAAACAAACCAAAGUUACCUGGUUGUUACUACGCACCGAAUGGUUUAUCGUAUACCAACAGCUCAGUGCUCUAAAUUUACCAACUGCAGUGACUGUAUUGCUAUAAGAGAUCCACAGUGCGCCUGGGACAGCACUAUUAAAAAAUGCAUUAGGAUAACUAAUAUGAAUGAUAUUAUAUUGAAUUUGACGGCAAACACUUUCUGCUUUUCUUGUUUAUUAAUCUCACCAUUAGACUCGUCAACAAGUGCAAAAUAUUUCAGUGACCUAAAACAGAACGUCAUUGGAGGUUCGGGAGAAAAAAUAUGUCAAACUUUAUCGAAGUACAACGUCAAGUUUAGCAAAAUUGUUGGCCCAGAAAGAAAUCUCAAAGAGCGCAUCGUUCAGUUUGCAUUUGUAUGUACAUUGUUAUCCAUAGGGAUAGUAUUAAUGCGCAUUUCCCAUAGUGCGGUCUGGUUGUCGAAUUUCCCUGACAAGUAUAUUUCAAUUAAAACGGAUGAUCCAUGA
This is a messenger RNA of Enterobius vermicularis (human pinworm), 1365 nucleotides long. Lineage: Eukaryota; Metazoa; Nematoda; Chromadorea; Rhabditida; Oxyuridae. The record is from the annotation of a GenBank genome assembly.